Centrocercus urophasianus (Greater sage-grouse) is the source of this 6980-nucleotide messenger RNA. RefSeq names its product galactosamine (N-acetyl)-6-sulfatase (gene GALNS). Lineage: Eukaryota; Metazoa; Chordata; Aves; Galliformes; Phasianidae. Gene Ontology annotation, molecular function: N-acetylgalactosamine-6-sulfatase activity; arylsulfatase activity. The coding region runs from base 8 to 1549 and encodes 513 amino acids. The transcript has 16 exons. The record is from RefSeq and is a predicted model, not a curated record.
GGUUGCCAUGGCGAGAGCGGUGCUGGUGCCGCUGUGGCUGUGCUGGGCCUUGGGCUGCGCCGCGCCGCCCAACGUGGUGCUGCUGCUGAUGGACGACAUGGGUUGGGGUGAUUUGGGGGCUUUUGGAGAGCCUUCUAAGGAAACUCCUAACCUAGACCAGAUGGCUUCAGAAGGGAUGCUUUUCCUGGAUUUUUAUGCUGCCAGCCCCCUCUGUUCCCCAUCACGGGCAGCGCUGCUGACGGGUCGCCUCCCGCUCAGGAAUGGUUUUUACACAACGAAUGCGCACGCCAGAAAUGCAUACACACCGCAGGAUAUAGUGGGAGGAAUUCAAGAUUCUGAAAUACUGCUUCCAGAGCUGCUGAAGAAAGCUGGCUACACCAACAAGAUCAUUGGCAAAUGGCAUCUGGGUCACAGGCCCCAGUUCCACCCCUUGAAACAUGGUUUUGAUGAAUGGUUUGGAUCCCCAAACUGCCAUUUUGGACCUUAUGAUAACAGAGCACUCCCAAAUAUCCCUGUGUACAGGGACUGGGAAAUGAUUGGCAGAUACUAUGAAGAUUUCAAAAUUGAUCUGAAGACGGGGGAAGCCAACUUGACUCAGAUUUACCUGCAGGAAGCUCUCGAUUUCAUUAGCAAGCAGCAGGCCAGCCAGCAGCCGUUCUUUUUAUACUGGGCAAUCGAUGCUACUCAUGCUCCUGUUUAUGCUUCCAAACAUUUCCUGGGCACCAGUCAGAGAGGAAGAUAUGGGGAUGCUGUGCGGGAAAUUGAUGACAGCGUUGGAAAAAUCCUAAAACAUCUUCAGAAGCUGGGUAUCAGUGAGAACACUUUCGUGUUUUUCACCUCCGAUAAUGGGGCUGCUCUCAUUUCAGCUCCUAAACAAGGAGGAAGCAAUGGUCCUUUUCUCUGUGGCAAACAAACCACCUUUGAAGGUGGCAUGAGAGAGCCAGCUAUUGCUUGGUGGCCUGGACAUAUACCUGCAGGAGGGGUCAGCCGGCAGCUGGGCAGCGUGAUGGAUCUCUUCACCACCAGCCUCUCCCUGGUGGGUCUGCAGGCUCCGAGUGACAGACAGAUUGACGGCGUCGACCUUUUACCUGCCAUCUUGCGGGGCGAGCUAAUUGACAGGCCCAUAUUCUAUUACCGUGGCAAUGAGAUGAUGGCGGUGAGAGUCGGGCUUUACAAGGCUCACUACUGGACCUGGAGCAACUCCUGGGAGGAGUACAGCAAGGGCAUUGAUUUCUGUCCUGGACAGAAUGUCUCUGGAGUGACAACACAUUUGCAGGAGGAGCACAGCACUUUGCCACUGCUCUUCCACCUGGGCAGGGACCCUGGAGAGAAAUACCCGUUAAGUUUCGCUAGUGAUGAAUACCAAGGAGUUAUGAGGCAGAUAUCUGCUGUGGUGCAGCAGCACAAGGAGACCAUGGUGCCCGGAGUGCCACAGCUCAACGUGUGCGACAAGGCUGUCAUGAAUUGGUCUCCCCCAGGCUGUGAGAAGCUAGGGAAGUGCCUGAAACCACCCAAGUCUGAUCCAAAGAAGUGCUUUUGGCCUCACUGAUCUUUCCUGCAGCCUUCAGGAGCUGCCCCAAAAGCCCUCCAACCGCCUGGACGCAGAGUUUACAAUGCAUCUCUCCUCGCGUUGGCACUCCUGUUUACCCAGGAAGGGUGUGAUGUCUGUGUGAUAUCAUCAUUUGCUCUUCCAAAAGGGACGGUGUUUAUAUUGCUGGUGCUCAGGGUUUAGCCUGUCCUCAUCUGUUGGUUUCAUCGUUUCCAUAAAUGGUAAAUUUUCAGUGAGGACUGUUUUAACUGUGAAAGAUCUUUGGACAACCCCAGCUCUGCCGUGAGCUCAGAAGCACCACGGCUGCACCUUUCCUCUGCCUUCUUCCAGCUGACCUCCGGAGUCACUGCAUCGUGUGGAUGCCCCAGCAGCAGCCAUAGGAGACUGCUCAGGAAACCUACAGCCCUGCCCAAGCUGCCCUUGUUUUCUUUGCAUAUAACUUGUUGUUCUAACAUUCCAUUUCCAUUGUGAACUCUUUGGACACCGGCUUGUUUUUGCCUGUUCUUCCUAAGCUUGCAAGCACUGGGUGCAGCCGUACGGCCCACGCUGCUGCUGUGCAUGCCUGAGUGCAAACAAGAGCUGCAUUCUCUUCUCAGCUAGGGGUCAGCACAGGCAGGAUGCCCUGCGUGUUUUCUUUCUGUGGCUGCAAAACGCUCAGCAGGUCACACUGUGAAGAAAUUUGCAGGUAGGGUUCCUGUAAGUAUCGCCUCAUUGGUGGUGUGCAGAGCAUUCCGGGGAGCUGGGGCUCUGUGUUUCACGUGUGGGAUCCUCUUCAUUUCCAAAAAUCUCGAUCCAAAUAUGGUGUAAGUCACUCUUUCAGUCUCGUGACCUGGGCCCAGCCAACUGCAGGCUCAGAAAUGCCCGUUUGCAUCACACGUUAACUCUUGACCCUGUUUCCAGCGUAUGCUCUCCGAGGAAUUCUCCUUGUGCAAACUCUCCCCCAGCCUGGGUGCAGCACUUCUCUAAACAGAGUUCAUGGUAAAUGCAGAUUCUUCGCAUAAUUUCACACUGUAAAUUGCUCACCCCGUUUCGGGUCUGUUUCUCACCCCCCUCACUGUUGCUAAUAAACGUCUCUCGAGCAGAACCUAGCAGGGUUGUUGUGGAGCUGUAAGGGAAUAGUUGGAAGCAAUGUAAGCUUGCUGUCUGCACACUGACGGGUCUGCUUCCACCCCUCCCCUGUUUGCUGCAGGACACGUGCCCUCUCCACAAGGCAUUUUGCUGCCCUGAGAAGGAUCAAGGUACUCCGUAGGGCUGCUUCCUUCCCAGGCAAAGCUGAAGCUGGCUUGAGACAUGCUGACAGCUUCUGUGUUAACCGCUCUGCCUCCUGCAGACCUCUCAACUUGUUCUCCUUGCCCACCCCAUAAUCCCAAACGCUCUCAUCCCCCCAAUUCCCAUGUUUCAUCUCCACAGUAAUUCCUAGCACCCAUCUCCUGAAGCUGGAUAAUCCUCUAAGGUUGUCAUGAGCACAGUGCUCCAGCCAACAGCAGACCCUCAGCACCUCCCUGCCCGCAGGCUGUGUGCCAUCCCAGCCCCUACCUGCCCUUACCAAGAGCCAGAGGCGUUCCCAGCCCAAGGCUCCAUUCUUACCACAAAUAAAGAUACCACCAGACGAGGGAGUCCGGCACCACGGCCGCCUGCACGCCGCUGUCAGCUCUCCAACAGCUGUGAGCGUCUGCUGCAAACUGCAACAGCUUCAUCUCUGCGCGCUGCCUGUGAGCAGAUCCCAGGGCUGCAGCUCUGCUGGGUGCUCCCCCAGACACCCUGCCCAGCUCUCAGCCUUUGCACCGUGCACAUGGUAAGCGUGCCACGUGCUGGGAGCCACGCGCCCUGCCUGCUGCUUCAUUCUUGUCUCUCUUGCAGCUUGCAGUUUUGAAGACACUGCUUUUUUCCUCCUCUGCGUUACUUGCUUGGGCACGGCAGCCCGCGCUCAGUGUUUGGUUACUCAGCACACAAAGUCUCCAUCCUUUACUGAAAUAGUCCCUCGGUGCAUAGACACUGGAUGUAAACUUUGCACUACGAAGCUGGCUGCUGGAAAUGACUUGAAGUUUGUUUACUUAAUUGCUUUGCGUUUGGUAGCUAGGAAAGAUCAAGCUUCGUAGAAAGAAGCGACUGCUUUAAAUAAGAACAGUCGUUCUACAGCUGGACAGCUGGGCAGCACUUUAAAUCAAUGCCUUUCCCAAAGAUGUACUGAUUUUAAUAUUGAAGUGAAAUGAGGAGCCAAGGAAAAGAAGCAAACGGAUUUAUCAGUGAGGAGUCGGAGGGUUUGUCUGCACACACCUGUGGACAGCUGGCACCUCGGUUCUCACAGCUCUGCCUCCUGGAUCACGGGAGCUGGCCGAGCUUAAAAAUAACUUGUUUUGUUUUCCUUGCAUUAUUUUUAACACGGAUCAAUUACCCAACCCACACAGCUGCCCGGCGCACUUUGGAGGCAGGGGUGGGAGUGAGCUGAGCGCACAGCCGUGGCACCAACCCCGCCAGCCUGCAGCCUGCAGGCAGCCCUUGUGCCCCUCAUCGUUACCCCGAGCUCUGAUCCACGUGAUGGCUGCCUGCUGUGGGGCUCCUGGCUUUGCAGGGGCUGCGUGUGCCAUAGCUGAGAGCCAGGCCCCUUUCCUGGUGGGAUUUAGUGGCCUGCAGCAGGGCUGCUCCCCUGGUGGCUUCCUUCCUCAGGCCGCGAGCUGAAGGAGAGCUGGUGUCAUUCUAAGGCUGCUGCUGUGCCACGUUCCUGUCUUUAAAUACGUUUAAAUACGUCUCCUAAAUGCUGAAAGCUUCACAUCUGCUUGGGCUGAGAGUCCGAGGAAUUCCUGCCUUUAAUUUCCAAUUAGCUGAGCCUCUUGAGUCGCCCUCCUCUGCCCCAGAGGCUCUGUUAUCAUCCCACCCUCCGUGCAGAGAAGCUUCUGAGAUGGAUGUCAGUAAUAAAGUCCUGCUGCAUUUACAGUCCGCAGCUACAAAAAUGGAGCCUGGCUUUAAAAGCCUGCAGUGACAAAUGGAUUGUUUCGGUGGCAAAUUAAGUCUCCGUGGACCAACAAUUUGGGGAGGAGAACGCUGGGAUUGGAAUGCAGAAGAUCAAUUCCAAACACUUAGAGCCAAGGUUAAUGCCCUGCAAACAGAGCGGAGUGCAGUGAUGGCAGAUAACGUGCCUCCGUGUUUCAACUGCCAAGCAGAGGAGCGCCGUGUUAGGAGCAAAAAUGGGAAAGUUUGGAGCAGAACACGAGAGACAGAGCACGGAUUUGCUGUUCUGUGCUGUUUGGGACUGAGCUUUCAUGCCAGCACUGAGGGUGACAGUGUGCUUUUACUCAAGGCACUGGAGCUGACCCUGCUGAGAAGGGAGAUGUUGAACUGGGGGCACCUGUGUGGUUCUGCAAGAAAGCAAAGCAGCCGAGAUGAACAUCUGAAGGCCUGAGAAGACUUGCACCAAGGAGAUCUUUGCAGGCACAGCAUGAAGUCAUUGCAGAAGAAAGACCUUUCAAAGUGCCUGCGUUUCCAAAGCUGAAAUUGAAACGAAGCGUUCCGGAGGAUUUGGAUGGAAAUUUGAGUUCUCGUUUCCCCUUGUGGGGUAUGUUGAAAUUUGGGGCAUUUUGUUCCACUUCACGCUGAAGUUUUAACAUCCUGAACGGAACAGAAACUUCCACGCUCAGCGCAGCUCUUCUAAUUGCCCCGUGAAGCUGAUUAGAGUCAGCUCCGAAGCCUCCAUCCAAACAGUUGCUGUGUUCUAACAACAUCUCUCACAUCGGGAUCUUAAAGCGCUCAUCCACGCUUGGGAAAGAGGGGCAAAGGUGUUCUCCCCCUCCUGCGGUGCCAUCCAGGGAGGCAGAUGUGGGGCUGCAGCCCUCCCCGAUCCGACAGCUCCCCAUGAUGCGAUAUUCCAGAGCUGAAGCCCUUUGACAUCACCGUUGGAAAUUGGUCCUAGGAAAGUUCUUUUCGGAUGGAAACUGCGGUAGGAGUCAGCCCUGUUGUUUGAAAAGUUGAACAAUUACAGGGAAACUCGUUUACUUCUGGAUGUUAAAAUCGGUCAGUGCAGCCCUCCGAAAUGAGGGAUUGAUUAACGAGGUGCAGUGCUGACAAAAAGCCUGGAGAAAUGUUCUUAAACCCGAGCUGGCACGUUGCGUCAUUUCUGGCAGCUGGAGGCUUGGUGUAACCUUCCGUAGCAUCGGUGCAAGGCCUGGGAACCUCGUGUAGCUGCUGGAAAACACUGCUGUCCUAUGGGCUGUCACUGCAAAACCAGGUGAGGUGGAACCUGCAGCGUGUGGUGGGCUGGCACAGGGCAGGGCUGCCUGGCCAUGGCACCGCGGGCAGGGGGGCGGCAGGGUCCCUUCCCAUCGCCUGCUUAUUUCCAUGGCUAGGCAGAGCAAUUCCAUCGCUUCCAUCCAGCAGGAAGAAGAGAGGAGCUGCCGGAACGGCUGACAUCUGGGAUUGUCGUUGGUGGGAUGACAAAAGAGCAAAACCCUUCCAGUUGUUCUGCGGGAGCACGGGUGCAGCGCGGCGCCUGUUCCAGCGCGUGGCCUCUUGCCACAGCUGUGUUUGCUUCGCUGGAACAGCUGUUAGGAUUUUUCUGGUGCCAAGGAGAUAAUCUGACUUCAGGGAAAAUGUUACUCUGCGAGGGAACGGUUGUGGAAGGAGGCACGCUGAGCUCCUGUGUGGGCUGCCCUGGCAAAAAAGCCUGGCGAGGAAUGGAGCAACCUCUGAGCUGACCUUCAGCUCGCCCCAGCCAUCCAGCACACAGGUGCCUUCAACCAGAGGGCCAAAGAGACCCUAUGGAUGGAGAAGGAGGGAGGUGGAGCAGUGGAGGAUUCAGCCUGCAGUCUCCUAGAGGCUGUGCAUCGAGAGCUGGAAAUGCAACAGCGUGGGGGCGAUGCGGGCAGAACCCUCACUGUGCAAGAGCCCCAUGUGACAGCUGGGAGGUGCAGGGGCAGCUCUGUGUCCGCAGCCAGGCUGCUGCAGUCCCUGUCAGUGGCAGGCACCACACUCAGCUGGGGUUUUGCAUGCUAGAGCUGUCUUUGCUUUCAGUGGGCAGCUGUACCUGGGUGCAUUUGGUGCAGAUCCAGGUCAGAUCUGCUAAUGGAAAAGGAGAUCUGCAAUCAUUCGGCAGCGCAUCUCCUGCCCGCGAUGGAUUUUGCAUGGGCAAAUGGCAAUUCCCACUGCAGGAGGUGGAACUGAGGGCUGUGCAGGAGCACCAUGACUGCCUCGCCAACCAGAACCGCAGAAUGGCCUGGGUUUCAACCCCCUGCUACGUGCAGGGUCACCAACCAGCAGAUCAGGCCGCUGGUGCUCAGCUGGCCCAGGACCCAGGGCGCUCUGCUGCGUCCAUCUGCUCUGAUCGUAACCCAAACGGCUCUUAACAAACGCAAGCGACAUCAGCCCCCUGUUGAAGGAUCCUGUAGCUUUCAAGGCUUUGAUUGAUCUUCUGGAAGAUCACCUGAGGGCCUCCUUCCCC